Hermetia illucens (black soldier fly) is the source of this 1095-nucleotide messenger RNA. RefSeq names its product tRNA (cytosine(38)-C(5))-methyltransferase (gene Mt2). Gene Ontology annotation, molecular function: methyltransferase activity. Bases 70 to 1089 code for a protein of 339 amino acids. The transcript has 2 exons. The record is from RefSeq and is a predicted model, not a curated record. Lineage: Eukaryota; Metazoa; Arthropoda; Insecta; Diptera; Stratiomyidae.
CAAACAUGUGCCGAGGAACUGUCAGACUUUUGAUUACAAACAUUUGGCAGGUUCCUGGGAUUUAAAAGUAUGGAGGAACUACGAGUUCUGGAAUUAUUCAGUGGCAUAGGCGGAAUGCAUUACGCUUUAAGGACCAGUCAGAUUCCCGGUACAGUCGUGGCGGCUGUCGACAUAAACACCGUAGCGAACGUAGUGUAUACUCACAACUUUCCUGAAACUCGCCUCCUAAAUAAUAAUGUACAGAAAUUGACUCCUCGUGCUAUCAAUAAGUUGGACGUAAACACAAUCCUGAUGUCGCCACCAUGCCAACCAUUCACACGUGUAGGGAACCAGAGAGACGUGGACGACUACCGCUCGGAUGCUCUUAAACAUCUUUCCGACGUGGUUGGUGAUUUGACCACAGUCGACAAAAUUUUGAUGGAGAAUGUCAGGGGAUUUGAAAAGUCCCGCGCUCACGACAUGUAUAUUCAGUGCCUCAAUUCAAGCGGAUUUGACUACCGGGAAUUCAUAGUGUCACCGACCCAGUUGGGGGUUCCUAACACGCGGCACCGAUAUUUCUGCAUCGCCAGGCGGUCGAGACCAUUCAGUUUCCUACAGAAGGACCAGAUCAGUAUGGAACUUCCCGAGGAAUGUCGAGCUACUAGCUUAGAACCUUUCCCUGUCCAACGUAUUCUGGAGGUCGACGGCAGUUUGCUGGAGGCUUAUUUGAUAAAGGACGACACCUUGCUGAAACGCGCUUGGCUGCUAGACAUUGUUACUUCGGAAGACACGAAUACUAUGUGUUUCACCAAGGCCUAUGUGCACUACUGUGAAGGCACUGGGUCGGUUUUCACGCCAGAAUCUGCUUCAGUUGUUUCUGAAGUGUUCGGAAAAGCGAAAGAAGUCAGACCAGAUAACGUCGAAUAUUUGAAAUUGUUGAGAUCGUUGAAGUUGAGAUAUUUCACACCCAGCGAAGUUGCACGGCUGAUGAGUUUUCCCGCAGAUUUCAGUUUUCCUGGAGAAACAACUGAUCGCCAACGAUAUAGGCUCCUAGGAAAUAGUAUAAACGUUUUAGUUGUAAGCGAAUUAAUAAAGUUAUUGUGUCUUUGAUGUAGA